Messenger RNA from Anolis sagrei ordinatus, 6685 nucleotides. Lineage: Eukaryota; Metazoa; Chordata; Lepidosauria; Squamata; Anolidae. The record is from RefSeq and is a predicted model, not a curated record.
GCGUGAGGAGAAAGCGGAGGCGGAGGCGGCAGCAGCGCGAAGGAAGGAAGGAAGGAAGGAAGGAAGAAGGAGCCAGCCUGAGGGCCGAGGCCGGGGCGCGCGGAGCGUGGAGCCAGCCCAGCCUAGCCCGUUCGCCAGCGCGGCCCCUCGCCUCAGCUCGCAGGCCUCUCCUUGGGACGGCGGCGGAAGCGAGGCCCGUUGGAGGCGGGGCCAGGGGCGGCCGUGGCGGGGCGGGCGCCCAAAUUGAGGCCGGGGAUCGCGCGCGGCCUACUGCGGGGCCUGGCCCGCCCCUCGCCGCCGGGCUCGGCCUGGCUCGGCGCCGCGCUUUCGCCUCGCCUGCUUCCGCUGCUGCUGCUGCCGCUGCCACCAGUCCGAGACGGAGCGCGGAGUUAGAAUGGAACAGACUGAAGAAGGCCCUAUGAGAAAAAGGGAAAGCUAAGGAUGCUGGAGCAGAACAAUGGAUUUCUCCUUCUCUUUCAUGCAAGGGAUCAUGGGAAACACAAUUCAGCAACCACCUCAACUCAUUGACUCGGCUAACAACCGCCAGGAGGAUGCUUUUGAUGCCGGCAGCGACAUCACGGAAGAUGGCAGGCAGACGCCCUACGAAGCGGCGCUCUCCUUGCAGCAAGGCUUUCAGUAUCCCACGCCAACCACGGAGGACCUCCCACCCCUCAUUAAUGGAUUCCCACCAAUCAGCAUGUACGAGCCCCAAGCCAAAUAUCAGUCCUACAGUCAGUAUCCCAACGGCUCGGCCAACGGCUUUGGCUCAGUUAGAAACUUUAGUCCACCUGAGUAUUAUCAAAUGGAGAACUCUAACUUGAGGCCGCACGACAUCCUGGAGAAGCAGUCUCCUCCCCAGCCUCCGCCUCCUCCGGUAUCCCAAACGGUGGUCCCAAAGAAGACUGGCUCCCCAGAAAUCAAAUUAAAAAUAACCAAAACUAUUCAGAACGGCAGGGAAUUGUUCGAGUCCUCUCUGUGCGGGGACCUUUUAAAUGAAGUACAAGCGAGUGAGUAUGCGAAGCCGAAACAUGAAGGGAGAAAAGAGAAAAGGAAAAAGAGCAACAAACACGACGCCUCCCACUCGGAAGAGCGCAAAUCUCAUAAAAUUCCAAAACUAGAGCCAGAGGAACAAAAUAGACCAAAUGAAAGAAUUAGCAACGUACCUGAAAGACCAAGGGAAGAACCAAUAGUGUUGGAUGAAACUCCGGUACAGGAAGCCUCCCCUUCUCCCCCAACACAAGUCGUGAGCGACGUCACGUUUGAGGUGGGAGAUCUUGUCUGGUCCAAAGUGGGGACGUAUCCAUGGUGGCCCUGUAUGGUUUCAAGAGACCCACAACUUGAGGUUCAUACCAAAAUCAACACAAGAGGUGCCCGGGAAUAUCAUGUUCAGUUCUUCAGCAACCAGCCUGAAAGGGCCUGGGUACAUGAAAAGCGGGUACGAGAGUACAAAGGACGCAAACAGUAUGAUCAGUUGGUGGCAGAAGCUACGAAGCAAGCCAACCACUCCGAAAAACAAAAGAUCCGCAAACCAAGGCCACAGAGAGAGCGGGCGCAGUGGGAUAUUGGCAUUGCCCAUGCUGAGAAAGCGUUGAAAAUGAGCCGGGAGGAGAGGAUAGAACAGUACACCUUCAUCUACGUCGAUAAAGAGCCCGAGGAAACUCUGUCAAAGACCAGGAGGACUGUUGUGCCAAAGAUGGAGGCUAGAAAGAACCGGCGCUCGAAGCCAUCGCCUAGCCCCCAGCCAGAACCGGCCAGCGAGCCUUCUCCAGCUUCCUCUCCGUCCAAUAUCGAGGUGCGGAGGCACAGUCAGAGGCGGCAAUCCAGUGUGGAAGAAGAGCCGCCUCCGGUGAAAAUAGCGUGGAAGACCGCUGCGGCCAGGAAAUCCUUACCGGCCUCCAUAACCAUGCACCAGGGCACCUUGGACCUUCAGAAAUGUAAUAUGUCUCCAGUUGUUAAAAUUGAACAAGUUUUUGCUCUUCAGAAUGCUGCUGGGAAUGGAAAGUUCAUUGAUCAGUUUGUUUACUCGACCAAGGGUUUAGGAAGCAAACCAGAAAUAAUAAUCAAGGGGCAUGACAAACUUACUUCGGUCUCAAGCCAGAGAAACGAGAGAGCCUCUUCGCAGAGGUCGCCAUCUCCGGAGACAUCUUCUGGGUUGGCAAGUUCUGUAGAAAAGAAGCAACAGCGACGAUCAAUAAGAACUCGCUCAGAGUCUGAGAAAUCCACUGAAGUUGUGCCAAAGAAGAAGAUCAAAAAGGAGCAGGUAGAAACAGCCCCACAGACAGCAAUGAAGACGGGAUUACAGAAAGGUGCCAGUGAGAUUUCAGAUUCUUGUAAGCCUUUAAAGAAACGGAGCCGUGCCUCAACAGAUGUGGAACUGACGAGUUCGGCAUACAGAGAUACUUCGGAUUCUGAUUCAAGAGGGCUGAAUGAUCUACAGGGUAGCUUUGGAAAGCAGUCGGACAGUCCGUCAGCGGCGGCAGACGCAGAUGCUUCCGAUGUACAGUCUGUGGACUCAAGUUUAUCCAGAAGAGGUUCUGGGACAAGUAAGAAAGACAGCAUUUGUCAGAUUUGCGAAAGUUCUGGCGAAUCCCUGAUAUCUUGUGAAGGCGAGUGCUACCGAGUCUUCCAUACCGAAUGCUUAGGCCUGAGCUCACAGCCUGAUGGGAAGUUCAUCUGUGCAGAGUGCAAAAAUGGGCAGCACACGUGCUUUUCCUGCAAGCUCCCGGGCAAAGACGUGAAGCGCUGCUCUGUCAACGCCUGUGGCAAAUUCUACCACGAAGCCUGUGUGCGCAAGUUUGCCACCACCGUCUUUGAGUCCCGGGGAUUCCGUUGCCCGCAGCACUGCUGCACAUCCUGCUCGGUAGACAAGGACAUUCAUAAAGCAAGCAAAGGUCGCAUGGUGAGAUGUUUGAGGUGCCCCAUUGCCUAUCACUCGGGAGAUGGCUGUAUUGCUGCGGGAAGUUUGUUUGUGUCAUCCCACAUUCUCAUCUGUAGUAACCAUUCCAAAAGGAGCCAUCACUCUUCAUCAGCUGUAAAUGUAGGCUUUUGUUUCGUUUGUGCAAGAGGGCUGAUAGUGCAGGAUCAUUCAGACCCCCUGUUCAGUUCAUAUGCCAAUAAGUCCCACUACCUACUGAAUGAAUCAAAUCGUGCUGAGUUGAUGAAAUUACCUAUGAUUCCUCCUUCUUCGUCAGCUUCCAAAAAGAAAUGUGAGAAAGGUGGGAAACUGUUGUGCUGUGAAUCAUGCCCAGCGUCCUUCCACCCGGAAUGUCUUCACAUAGAGAUGCCAAACGGCUCCUGGAAUUGCAAUGACUGUAAAGCUGGCAAGAAGCUGCGAUACAAGCAGAUUGUGUGGGUCAAGCUUGGAAAUUACAGGUGGUGGCCAGCUGAGAUCUGCAACCCCAGGUCGGUUCCUCUCAACAUACAGGGCCUCAAACACGAUAUCGGGGACUUUCCUGUUUUUUUCUUUGGUUCACAUGACUACUAUUGGGUACAUCAGGGCAGAGUCUUCCCUUACGUUGAAGGAGACAAAAGCUUUGCGGAAGGGCAAACUAACAUUAACAAGACCUUCAAGAAAGCACUCGAAGAAGCAGCAAAACGCUUCCAGGAACUCAAAGCACAAAGAGAAAGCAAAGAAGCACUUGAGAUUGAGCGGAAUUCCAGAAAGCCGCCGCCCUAUAAACAUAUUAAAUCCAAUAAAGUCGUAGGGAAGGUUCAGAUUCAAGUUGCGGACUUAUCGGAAAUCCCACGGUGCAAUUGCAAGCCGUCGGAUGAGAACCCCUGCGGGCUGGAGUCCGAAUGCCUCAACCGGAUGCUCCAGUACGAGUGCCACCCUCAGGUUUGCCCCGCAGGAGAGCGCUGCCAGAACCAGUGCUUCACCAAAAGGCUCUACCCAGAGGCAGAAAUUAUCAAGACCGACCGACGCGGCUGGGGCCUCCGGACAAAGCGGAACAUUAAAAAGGGUGAAUUUGUCAAUGAGUAUGUGGGUGAAUUAAUUGAUGAGGAGGAAUGUCGGUUGCGGAUCAAACGGGCCCACGAGAACAGCGUGACUAAUUUUUAUAUGUUAACUGUUACCAAGGACCGCAUAAUCGAUGCCGGCCCAAAGGGGAAUUACUCUCGCUUUAUGAACCACAGCUGCCACCCCAACUGUGAGACCCAGAAGUGGACGGUGAACGGGGACGUCCGAGUUGGGCUCUUUGCUGUGUCCGAUAUUCCUGCAGGGAUGGAGUUAACAUUUAACUAUAAUCUGGAUUGCCUGGGGAAUGGCAGGACCGAAUGCCAUUGUGGAGCAGAUAACUGCAGUGGAUUCCUAGGAGUGCGGCCAAAGACGGCAUGUGCAACUGCAAACGAAGAGAAAGCGAAGAAUGCAAAAUUGAAGCAGAAGAAGCGGAAGAUAAAGACCGAGCAGAAGCAGAUGCACGAGGACAACUGUUUCCAGUGUGGAGAUGGGGGUGAAUUGGUCAUGUGUGACAAAAAAGACUGUCCCAAAGCGUACCACCUCCUCUGCCUUAACCUGACGCAGCCACCCUUUGGGAAAUGGGAGUGUCCGUGGCACCAGUGCGAGAUCUGUGGCCACCCGGCCACUUCGUUCUGCGAGUUCUGCCCUCACGCGUAUUGCAAAGAGCAUGAAAAGGGAGCCCUGGUGGCCUCGGCCUUGGAGGGCCGCCCGUGCUGCUCCGAACACAACCCGAAGGCUCCCGUGGCGCCAGAAUACUGGUGCAAGAUCAAGCGCCGGUUGGAACAGCAGAAUCCCGAGGAAGAGGCGAAGGAAUGAACUGGUUUCCCCAAGGCUCCCUCCAAAAGGAAACGCCCCACUCCCUCGGUGGCUAAUCAUUGUGAAUCGAGAUAAUAAUGUGCCAUGGGACCCUCAGACUUGGUGUCUUUAGGACUGCCUCCACAUAGAGCAAGCAGGGACCGUAUGGCCUGGCGUGGCGGUCAGCAGCCUGUGGCGUCCAAGGUGAUCAGAUCCGUUAUCCCGCAACCAUGUCCUUUUGGGCUCUCGGAAAAAGAAGCAUCUUGCAUUGUUUCGUGGUUAGAAGAAGAUACCUUUUUCUGACGUUGGGGUGGGGUGGGGGGGAAGACAUGAUCACGUUCCAAGUAUGUUCUUUCAGUGUAGGAACCAAACAUAGCAAAAAUAUUUAUUUAUUUAAUUUGUCAUGGACUUUUUGAGAGUUUCUGGUCCUAUUGCAGUCGGUGUGUUGAAAAAGGAAUAGCAGCGCCACCAGGUUGUAUCUUACCUGUGUAUCUAUAUCCCCCCCCCCCGUUGCCCCCCAAUACUCCACCCUCCCUUCAAAACGGUUUAGUUUUGGAACUAAGGACAAAAAAGCUUCUCUGCUCACCGUUUGUGGGAGGUGAAUGGAAACUGUAUUUUGGCAAUUGACGGUGAGAUGCUUUCAUUCCAGGACAAGAAUUUAGAGACAGGAAAAUGAUGUAUGUAACCUUACUGAAUGAGGAUACUAGUGCCCAAGGCUCUCUCACAGGAAACUAGGCGGGACCCCCUUACCUUGGAAGCGUAUUGUAUUAGACACUACAUUUCCAACAACUUCAAAAAAGCACUCUCUGCAGGGAACGCCUGAUGUGCAAUGUUUGGAUCCCCAACUUUCUCUCAGGAGAGUCUUCUUUCAAUAGGCUACUCCACGAAUUAGUGCGAUACAACCAUAAGGCAGUAUGAGGUUGUCGCAGGCUUUGCUCAGUGUCCAGUUCAUUUAUGCAUAUGUCACUUUUCCGUUGAGUUUGAGGACGAUGAAGCAGGCAGGUUUAGAAAACAGGACUUUUCUCGUUUGCUGCCAAACUCUUGACUUCACAGUUCGUGCUUUCAAGCUCUUCUCAUUUCUGGGAUCUAAUUGACGCUUACUCUGAGGAUCAUGUACAGAGCAGGAUUUGUAAUUUCCCCAUCAAUAUAGGACCUGAUUAUGACUUAUCUUUACAAUUUUAGAGGCAAAGAUUGGCCUUAGUUUGUGGCACAUGUGUUCAUGUUUCAGUAGCCUUGUUUCCCUGCUCCAUGUUUCUUUCUGUUUUGUGUUUCAGAAGUCUCUGUGUGUUUUGGGUUUUCAUUCUGGGGCUCUGUUACUGAUUUAUUGUUCACUUUGGUCAAAUGGGGUCUCUCCGUUGAAUAAGGAUAGUCAGCCCUCGAAAAGAAUGUUUGCGUAUUUCAGAAACUCUUGUUUGUAGCUCUUCCCAACGCAACAACACAGCACUGAAAUGAUACAUCCUCUGACACUUUCUCCCAGUGAGUACUCUUAGUCUUCCCUGAAUAUUGUAUUCCCUUUUUUAUUAUGAUGGCUCGUAGCUAUGUUAUUAAUCUACGCGUUCAGGCAUAGAUUUGCCAGCGCCAGAAAACAGAGCGCAAUCAGGUAUCUUCUUAAGUUUCCUUGCUUGGGUUUUCUGGCGAGGCCCUUUCGUUUACCUGUUUUAAAUGCUUUGCAAUCUAAGGGGAAAAGAAAGCACGCCUGCUUUUUACCCAAUUUCUAUAUAUGUUUUAAAAUCAUGACACUACAUUUCUCUGAAUCGCCGUCAGAGUCUUUUGCCUUCAGUUCAGGGAUGCAGCCGCUCUUGAAUAUUUCGUAGUUUUGUUGCAUUUUCCUGACAAUAUGUGUUAGCUGGUUGAAGGGCGCUGAGCCCUAAAGGAAGAUGCAAAGGACUGGGUAUAAAACACUGCAUUUUUAUGUAUAUUAAAACCUAGACUUUA